Alosa sapidissima (American shad) is the source of this 3685-nucleotide messenger RNA. It is a transcript of the gene ets2, whose product is annotated as v-ets avian erythroblastosis virus E26 oncogene homolog 2. Bases 220 to 1605 code for a protein of 461 amino acids. Gene Ontology annotation, biological process: regulation of transcription by RNA polymerase II; cell differentiation. The record is from RefSeq and is a predicted model, not a curated record. Gene Ontology annotation, cellular component: nucleus. Lineage: Eukaryota; Metazoa; Chordata; Actinopteri; Clupeiformes; Clupeidae. The transcript has 10 exons. Gene Ontology annotation, molecular function: DNA-binding transcription factor activity, RNA polymerase II-specific; sequence-specific DNA binding.
UCCUCAUUGAUAAGGCAGUCUCUCUUACUGUACGUGAACAAUAUACCUGAGGCUUACUUUUCUCUUAUUUUCUUUAGAAUUACACGCCUUUAAGCAGGCCAUAUAGGCCUACUUACAAAUACAAAACGCGGAGACAUAGCCUACUUAUUUUAAUUAACCUAUUUGUCGUGACUACGGAGACAAAUAGCCUACUUCAACAGAUUUCAGUCUGACUACACCAUGGAACAAGUGAUGCCACUGUCAGCUGGUUUUCGCUCCUCAUUAAAACGUCAGACCGCCAUUGACAUGUAUGACCAUAUGUCAUUGUUUUCUGGAUAUCUCCUGCCAGGAGAUGAGGACCAGUCAGUCCAAGAGGUUCCCUCUGGCCUUGACUGUGUUACACAUGACAUGGAGCCAUGUACUGUACCACUGCUUACUCCAUGUAGCAAAGCAGUCAUGAGUCAGGCACUGAAGGACAGUUUUAAUGGGUUUGCAAAGGUGCAACGCAUCUGUGGAAUCUCAAACAACCCGCGCAAGUGGAGCAAACAGCAUAUCAUGAAGUGGUUGCACUGGGCAUCUACUGAGUUUAGCCUCACAAAUGUUAACUUCUUCAAGUUUGACAUGGAUGGCCAAGAGCUUUGCAACCUUGGAAAAGACAACUUCCUGGAGCUAGCCCCUGACUUUGUCGGUGAAAUACUCUGGGAGCACUUGGAUCAGAUGAUGAAAGAGUGUCAUGAAAAGGUUGAGUCAAAUGUCUUUGCUCAGGCAGUACAAGCAGUUCCCAACUGGAUGAGCAAAAACAAUGUUGAAGGCUUUGGAUUGGAGGAUGGCUUGUGUUCACUUCAGGUACCUGACAACAGCUUACUGAGGGGGCUGUUUGAGACUUCAGAUGAAACAGCACUGACAAAGGAUCAGGAGUACUCCAUGUUUCCCAAACCCCGGCUGAGCACUGUGAAUAUUGGUUAUAUCAAAAGCAGGCAGAAUUACACAAUGACAGCUAUUAGGCCUGGCAUCUCAAAACACAUUUCAUCACAUGAUCUAAGCUCAGUGGAGAGUGUCGACAGCUUUGAAGGUGGUGCCGAGUCCAUGUUGCGCUCAUGGAGCAGUCAGUCAUCUUUGGCUGACAUGCAGCGUGUUCCUUCACAAGACAGCUUUGAUGAUGAGUACUCCAUAGCUCCAUUUGAUGUGGGAAAGCAGGGGCUUUCUUUUAAAGACUACAUUUUGGAAAGGAAUGAGCCCAUUGAACAGGGCAAACCUGUAAUACCCGCAGCUGUUUUGGCUGGAUUCACAGGCAGUGGUCCAAUACAACUAUGGCAGUUCCUGCUAGAGCUGUUGACAGAUAAAGCAUGCCAAACCAUCAUUAGCUGGACUGGUGAUGGAUGGGAGUUUAAGCUCAUUGACCCUGAUGAGGUGGCUCGGCGCUGGGGACGAAGGAAAAACAAACCUAAGAUGAACUACGAAAAACUAAGCCGAGGCCUGCGCUACUAUUAUGACAAGAAUAUUAUUCACAAAACGCCUGGGAAACGCUACGUGUACCGCUUUGUCUGUGAUCUCCAGAACCUAUUGGGCUACUCAGCUGAGGACUUGCAUAUCAUGUUGGGGGUUCAACCUGACACCGAUGACUGAGCAAGCUGGAAUGUUUCUCAGUGUUGAGCGAGGUGAUGAAAUUUUAACCCUCCAUGUGGAAAUAUUGGCUUCUUGAGCACCUCCAUUUCGUAGUUGGCGAGGUUCUUUGUUCUUAGUUCAGCGGGGGCUCGAUGCCAUGAGUUGCUGACCAAGAGUUUCUUUAUUUGAUAAGAGUGGACCUCAAGCAUGGAAAUGCAUUGCUGUGCAAGCUCUGAUUAUGUAGAGCAUCCUGACAUUUCCUUAAUUGACACAACAGAAGUGAAGUUGAGGUGAUAGAAUUAUAUCUCACAUACUUAUGCACUGGUUGUGGUUUGCACUGUAAAAUUGCUAAUUAAAUUAGCUACCGCUUAGUGUGAACUGGUGGCAAUCGUGUUCCAUGUCAGAACGAUAUGGGGAAUAUCUUGAUAUCUUGGUAUAACAGCAUCUCCUUUUGAAAUAUGAUAUGUUAUAUUGUUCCAUUCAGUGUGACAAUGUAAUAAUGUAUUUGGUUCUUAAAAUGAUGUAGAAGUUCACUGGGGGUGUACGAUCAACCCCAAAUUCUACUGGCCUGUCUUAGUCUGAGGCGUGUGGCACUGUUACCUUUAGCCAGGUCACUGCAUGGUCUCCUGCAUCUUAGAGCAAUUUCCUGUGUAUUAGCCGCAUUGUGUAUAAGCCGCAGGACAGUGUUUUAUGCAAGUUAAAAGAAACAAAACCAUAUUUAUACCAUAUUUACUGCUCCUGUGUAUUAACCUCAUGGCUGAAGAAAUAUUGCAAAAUCAAUGUAUAAGCCACGGCUAAUAGUUGGGAAAUUACGGUAUCAAAAUAAACUGAUUACAAAUGGUAUGGCCUUACAAAUUGUCAGUACUUUAAAACAGAUGCCUUGUUAUUCAUGUAUUUUACUGCAGUUUAUCUUUGGGGAAUGUAGCCAAUCCACUGAGGCACGAAUGCCACAAUUUUUUAUCGCUCAGGCCAAAGUGUGAUAUGAAUGUAUAAUGUCUGUUUUCUGAUUGCAUUUAGCUGUUUUUUAAAACCAAAGCUGUUAAUCAUACUCAGCAAAUGGUAUUCAGCUGGUUACAGGUUUGAGGAGAUUUCCUAGAAAAUGAAAAUAUAAAUGAAAUGUGUCUCAGAUAACUGCUUAUUAUACUGCUCUAAGCUAAGUUUUUGAAAUAUUUCUCAUUUUUGUUUAUUUGUAUUUUGGAUCUUAAGCCACAAACCUGGUGUACAUUUGCUGCUUUGCUUUAAAUGUAAUGUUUUUAUACAUCAAAUUUUCCUGACUACAGAAAUGCUUAUAUCUGAUGGAGAGCACUAUGUGAAAUUGCUUUAGCAAUCUUUUGAAACCUGUUUCUAGUACUACAUAUUUGCAUGUAAUGUCUUACACUUGGAUGCACAAUUUAUUUAUAUGGUUGCAGAAUAGAUAUUUGACUCCAAAAUGCUAUGAAUGUAUUACUAAGUGCAACCAGUUUGAAUUUUUAGAUUUUAAUUAACUCUGAACCAUCUGUCCUCAGAACAUAUGUGGACCUUGUCUAUGUAAUGUUUAUCAAUUUAAAAUUGAGACCGUUGUCUUGGAAAAAAUCGGGAACUGUUUCCUGCUGUGUUUUUAUAAAGCGCUAUUUUUAUAUGAACUGUUUAAUUAUUUUGUGUGAGUAUAAAACAUUGUAAUAUUUAAAAUAUUUUUUGUAGAGGUAUUACCACAAAUUCAUGUGGUGAAACAGAGGAAGAUAGUCCUGCAGAUCUUUUAUUUAUUUUACUGAAUGUGAGCCUGUUGCAGAAUCCCUAUAUUACAUGACUAUUUGUUUUACUGCUGAAACUUAGUGUAGUAAGAUUAGUUCACUCUUAUUAUCAACUGUGAUGUUGUGUAUAAUGCAAGUCAGUAAAUAUAUCCUAUAUCCAUAUGCGAACUGAAGCCAUACUUUACAGCUCCAACUGUGAUUACUGUACGUCAAAUAUGUUCUGAUGCAAUUUGACAGAUGUAUGCCUUUCCUAAUUAUGUCCAAUGAAUUUAAUUGGAGCCAAGUUAAGAAGCAUCUUAAGGAGCAUUCAAAAAAAGAAAUAGGAUGCACCAUAUAGCUUUUAUUUGUAAUAAAUUUACAAAACACUCAUA